Lepisosteus oculatus (spotted gar) is the source of this 4132-nucleotide messenger RNA. NCBI's taxonomy places the organism in Eukaryota, Metazoa, Chordata, Actinopteri, Semionotiformes, Lepisosteidae. The record is from RefSeq and is a predicted model, not a curated record.
AGCGCCAGGGCUGCAGGCGAGACACGGAGGAAUACGCUCCUUCAUCUGCGGGAGAUGGGGAAUAACGACUGAAAACGACUGAGCUUGGGGAGAGGCAGUUGGUUGUGGUGGUGUGUUGCAGACACAAGAUAGUCCAUAUUAAUGGAACAUAGAAAACAACUGCCGAGUGUUGGGAGUCAUAGCAACAAGGACUUUUAGUGGAGAACAGACUUGUAAGCAUAUGAACCAUAUCUUGGCUCUUUUCAAAGUUGCCUCUGAUGUUUUGAUCCCCUCUGUCGCAUUUUUAUUAGUCAGUCUGCUGUGUCCAUUCAGUCUGGAUGUCAGACUCUCCUUCCGUUAAAAAAGCAGCAGUACUCUUUCAUUGAUGGAGGAGGUUGUAUAACACACUUCGUGUGUUUGCACGUAUUUGCCUUGCUGUUUUUUUUAGGAUUCAAAACUUUUUGCUGGUAUCUCCCUCUCGUGGUAAUUGUGAUCAAGUGCAAGUACUGAACAGAAUAUUUCGCUUAUUACCCACAAAAGGAUGCGUCGUCAGGGUGCAACGAAAAACAACAUUUUUGCAGCUCGAGUUGAAGAAUGACGAUCUAUUGCUGUGCGGCAACCAGCCGCUAGGCGGCAGCAGAGAACAAGGCCCCUGCAGAAGGCGGCUGUCACCGAGAAGCCGGUGGAAUAAUGUGAAAAUCUCGCGAUGCUGCAGCAGGGUCUUCGGUUUCCAACAUGGCAGGUAGUAAGUUCGUGCUGGAGGGGCGAGUAAGUCUGAUAAGCUUCGUUUUAGGACUCUGUGUUGUGUUAAUACCCUUGUUUACGGAGGCGGGGGCGCACGUUGAAUGGGCACAAGACGUCCUAAACGGGCUGAACGGUAAAAUAGCGAUAGUGGUUUACAUUGCAGUUGUGAAUGGCUUGCUGCUAAUCCUGUACAAGGGACCCCUGUAUAAGGUUGCGGUGCGAGCUGGUUUCCUGGGCUUUGCCUUCGGCUGUGGCUUGCUGAUGAGCUUUAGCCAGACAUCCUGGAAAUAUUUUGGCUGGUACAUGUGCUCCCUCUCCUUCUUCCACUACUCGGAGUACCUGGUGACGGCCAUCAUCAACCCCCACAGCCUCUCCCUGGACUCCUUCCUGAUCAACCACAGCCUGGAAUACACCGUGGCUGCCAUCUCCUCCUGGGUGGAGUUCACCCUGGAGAGACUACUGGUCCCAGAAAUGAAACAGCUGGGCUGGCUGAGCCUGCUGGGCCUGCUGAUGGUCCUUUUCGGGGAGUGCCUGCGCAAGUCUGCCAUGCUGACCGCUGGCUCCAACUUCAACCACAUUGUCCAGAACGAGAAGUCCCAGAGUCACGUCCUGGUGACCACUGGCGUCUACUCCUGCUUCCGACACCCCUCCUACGUCGGCUGGUUUUACUGGAGCAUCGGCACGCAGGUGAUGUUGUGUAACCCGGUGUGUGUCCUGGGCUACACGCUGGCCUCCUGGAGGUUUUUCAGGGAGCGGAUCGAGGAGGAGGAGAUCUCGCUCAUCCAUUUCUUCGGGGAGGACUACCUGGAGUACAAACGCAAGGUGCCCACGGGCCUGCCUUUCAUUCCAGGCAUCAGGGUGGAGGCGUAAAAAACGCAAAGACUACAGACUGGAGCUGUGAGAGGAAAGCAGCAGCAGCAGCCUAGUAACUCUGCGCCUCGCUUCUCCGCUGAUCACCCAGCGAGCAGAGGGACCCCUGAGCUCAUCAGAGACCCCCCCCCACCACCACCACCCAUGGCACAUCACAGGACGGGGGUGGCCAGACUCUGACACGGCCACAUUGCACCUCUGGGCAUCACACCAAACCCUCUCCAUGAGCGACUCCUUUCUUUUCCAGUGUAACUCUUUAGCAAUUAGAAUUUCAGGACCGGAGGCACUGUUGAUUACCUUUUGUGUGCUUUUUUUUCCCAGUUUCUCACCCUUGUUCUUCCUCCUGAUGCACUGAACCUCAUGAUCUAUCCCCCCCCCCACCCAAUCCUCUCCUUUCACCGGCGGGAAAUGUGCCCUUCAGGUCUUCCCCAGCUGUUCUUAGCUUUUAGUACAAAGUCAUGCUAGCCAAGUCUGUCACCUGCCUGUUUACGGUUAGAUGCAUGUAGGGCUUGUUCUUUAGACUGAUGAUUGGGUCCGUGGUCCAGUCCCUGGUAGUCCAUGUACUUCUGGAAAAAAACUUCGCAUCAGGUUACAGUUUUACAAUUAUGUUGUACAAUAGUACAACAGAAAAACAGAAGAGAUUGCUGUUGUCUGUUUUGCUCUGUAUUUAUGGAUGAGCAACCCCAGCAGGUCUGUGCGUGCUGAUCCUUGAAAAUAGUUAAAUAUUUGAAUUUGGUGUGUAAGUUUUGUAAAAUGGCUUGAGCUCUGUCACAUCGAAGGUGACUUGUAAAUUGAAAGACACUGUACCAGAUAUUAUGUUAAAACAUGGGCAUAUGUUUUAGUAUUAAUGACUAAUAGGCUUAUUUUUAGCCAAACAUGACCAAAUUACAGUCUUUCUGUUAUAGUGCCCCUUUCUCUUCCUCCUGCUUAAAUUCCAUUUUUUAUUUCUAGUGCUUAAGGCUUUGAUUUGCCUUAAAAUAUAACAUACAUCGCAAUCAUAGACAAUCAAAGUAAACUUUUUCCCAUAUCCUCUCUUUAUAUCACAGUGACCUUUCUUUAAAAAAUGUCCCAGCUAGCAAGGGGACUGAAAAACAUUUUGGAAACCUAUGGGAAGAAAUGUGCUUGCUUUGUGAAAAUAUGCCGAUCUGUGCGAGACCCUGGACUAUUUUGCCCAGGCUGAGAUCGGGUAACAUCCAAGCGACCUACACAUGGCAUGUUGGAAACUCCCGAAUCUGGCUGGUACUUGGUACUAUUUUAAUAGUUCUCAUUCCUGUUCUGUCUCAGUAUGGCUGCUGAGGUGAUGUUCCCCACCGCUGAGAACCGUAGUAAAUAAGAUCCUAGUUGCUGAUUACAAUUUAGUUUUUUUUUGUUAUUUGGUCAAGAUCUACUUCUUGAUUAAGACUGAAAUGUCUUUUCUAUGGCUCUGUGACUUACUUUACUUGCAGUGGGCCCUUGUUUCAUUUCCUGGGGAUAAUAUAAAGGAAAGACCCAAAUGCACACAAUUGGUGGGGACUUCCCAUUGACUUUCACAGUGUUUUCAUUUACUCUCUCCACUCCACUCAAAUGAAGGUCUGCACAGUAUGAAAUUUGACCCAAACGUUCUCUUCCUUCGUAGGGAUGUGCUCAUGUCGUACGUUCACUGGGGUUGGGAUUCUCAAAUUGUCCUCACAUUAAUUGGAAUAUACUGUAAUGUUUGCUCACAUGUCUACAGUCUUUUCAGCUCUAAUACUGCAGGAUUGUGGGAUAUUGCCCUUCUUUCCUGACAUAUGAGAUGCCAAAGUUUCUUCCCUCACCUCUCAGGGCACGUGCUUGUUUCUCGAGAAGCUGGAGCUUCUCACAGAGUCAAGGAGAACCACUGAGGUGUCUGUUCCAGGUCCAGAUUGGACAGUAGUUACUGAUAUUGGUACCACUUAAGGGGCUGCAAAUUGCACUUUAUAAGUCAGUAAAGUCACAUUGUAUUUAAUAACCUCGCAGUUGAUCAAUCUGAGUUCAAGUUUAUGGUAGAUUGUUAGCACUGUUAAUGUUUACUCCUAAUAUAUAAUUCCUAAUAAAUGAAAAUUGCAGCCCCUGUUUUCAAGAUCUCUUUACUUCCUCUCUUCCACAUUUCCUUGCCAUUUGUAAUUCAAUCUCAUGGGCCAGAGCCCUAAAGUCUUAGCAUGUCUGGUUGUGAAUUGAUCAAUUUGAAAGGCAUGGUAUCUGUGACCACUUGGAGCUCUGAAACCACUGCAAACCAAUAAAAACUAUUUAUCUUUCUCUUCCCAGACAAUGCAAUCUUGACUCCUGUGAAUCCACUCCUGAAUCCUGUGCCUUUUCAAAGAGCCGAGGCAAGUUCAGGUUGCCUCUGGAUCUGAAAAGACACAUUUGGUCCCAGAGUUCCCUAUUAUAGGAAGAAUCCCUCAUUCCUUUUUACGACCUGGAGGUUGAUUGUAAAUAUUUACUGGACUGGGAGGAGUUGUUUUUAUAUACAGUAUUGUAUUUUAGUAUUGAAGAUUCUUGUGAGGCAGGAAGGGAGGGGGUACAAAUAAACCUGCUGGAAUUA